AUGGAAUGUGGGAAUGGAGUGGUUGAGGCGCCAGUGCUGGAUGUGAAGGGCAGCAGAGUAACAAGGUGGGAAACAAACAACUCCGUGGUUGGCUGUUGGGCUGGUCCAUUAGUUCCCAUUCGACACCAUUGGCUUUUUUACCAUGGAGGUGUAAGAGAGAACGCACAGUCUGGCGGUUUGCAUGUGCAAAUUGGGCGACUGGAUCAUCUCCCAGCUACCACAAUGGCUGCUAUGAUGGCGGCCCCAAUCCAGCAGAUCAGAAGGGAAAAGGCUGCAGCACUGCGGCAUUAUCAGUGUGCUAAGGUUGCAUUGUUGGCUGCAGGGAUUGGAAGGUGGUAUACUCCUGGUACAACCUUUGUCAAAUCGGACUCGCCGGCGGUGUCGGUGUGGUCCACGGACAGCGACACAACGACAGCCACAUUGUUUGCAGGUGGCAGCAGUGCUGCUACUGAUUCAACAGGGGAAAAGCAAGAGGUGGAGAUCAAAGGCAAGGCUGCUGAGCAUUGCUGUAACAGAGCAGGAGGUGAAAAGAUGGAAAGCAGGAAAGUGUACCCGGAGAGUACGGAGUACUCCGUACGGAGUACAUCGAGCAGUUUAACUAUCUCGGCGCCAGGACAGACCACGGGUCCCAACGACUUGAUUGGUGCGGUACUUGGGUGCGGAAAGGACCGCAAGCCAAGACCAGAGGGAGAGCCGAGUACAAUGCAGCGGAGUAUUUCUCACAACACUCCUCGAAGUCACUCAAGCCCCGGUAAGCAGGCGGUAUUGGGGUGGUGUGCCUGGCAGGGAUACGGUACCGGUACACGCCCACCCCUGAAACACGGCGAGCUGGGAGUGGGGCAGCUCCUGACAAAAAUUAAUUACAACGAUAUCAGAGAGGGAGAGAAGAGGAACACACAAUAA
Molecule: messenger RNA, 903 nt
Organism: Coccidioides immitis RS
Lineage: Eukaryota; Fungi; Ascomycota; Eurotiomycetes; Onygenales; Onygenaceae
Exons: 7
Coding region: 1-903 (300 amino acids)
Source: RefSeq, a predicted model, not a curated record